AAAAUUUUCAAGGAAUCUAAGCACAUGGGAAGAGUCAAACCUCGAUCAACCUCCGCUAAAUCCACCAAAAUCAUUAAAACUCGGUGGUUAGAGCCUUCUGAAUUGAAAAAUCUGGGUGUCGAUUAUACCAAGGGAAAUUAUUCGAGACAGGAAGAUACACUUUUGAUCCAAGCUUUGGAAGACUAUAAAAUUGCAAGUCUUUUUCAUAUUGAUUUGAUAGAGUUUUUCAAAAAGAAUAAACUCCAAGCUCAAGAAAUUCAUCAACUAAUUUAUGGGAAAAAUGGAAAAAAAGGUAUUCACAAAAAUUUUUGGAAGGAAAUCGGUUCUGUCUUGCAAACGCGUCCGUUGAAGUCGGUGACCAGCCAUGUACAGAGAAUGCAACAUCCUUACAAGAAUGCCGGAAAAUGGUUACCAAAAGACGAUGCACUUUUGAAAAGUCUAUUCAAAAAACAUGGCUCUAAUUGGAAGAAGAUCGGUGAUGCAGUGGGGCGAACAGGACUCGCGUGUCGUGAUCGAUACAGAGAUUUUAUUGAAAGCGAAUCCACAAUGACGAAAGGGAAAUGGAGUGACACGGAAAUAAAAAAAUUAUGUGAUAUACUUGAUGAAUUAAUUAAAAAUGGGGAAGCAACAGAUUCAACCGUUCCAUGGAAUCAAGUAUCUGAAAAAAUGGGAUUUACAAGAUCUCAACAUCAAUGUCGUGAAAAAUGGCAAAGAGAUCUAUUAAUACGUUAUAAAAGAGAGGACUUCAACGAAUCGCCAAAGUGGACCAAAGAAGACUCAUGGACGUUAGUCAAAAAAAUGUGGGAAGUUGACGUGGAAGAUGAUGUUGAUAUUCCUUGGGAAGAUUUAGCCAAUGACCCAAAUUGGGGACCAUGGACUCCGGAAUAUUUGCGCAGGGUAUGGUAUGGAUGGCGAAGAUCGAAACAAGAAUAUAUUGAUCUGUCUUUUCCGGUAUUUACAGAAAAGAUUUAUUUCAAAUUUCGGACAAAAAAAGGAGUUUCUGAUCAAAGGAAGCAACGAAAAAAAGUAAAAGUAGAGCGAGAGUCGAUUUCUGCAGAAUUUGUUGAAGAUAGUGAGCUUGAAGAGUAG
Ambispora gerdemannii is the source of this 1089-nucleotide messenger RNA. Lineage: Eukaryota; Fungi; Glomeromycota; Glomeromycetes; Archaeosporales; Ambisporaceae. The record is from the annotation of a GenBank genome assembly.